This is a messenger RNA of Lolium perenne, 1456 nucleotides long. Lineage: Eukaryota; Viridiplantae; Streptophyta; Magnoliopsida; Poales; Poaceae. The record is from RefSeq and is a predicted model, not a curated record.
GAAAAGGUACAAACAGGGACCGGACUUGAAGGAGAUUAAUGCUCUACGUACAUAACUAGGAGUCUAGGAUCGAGGGCAUCGAUCUGCCUUUCGUGUGCUCGACGUCUUCUCCAUCUGAUUCGAUCGGAUGGAGACCAUCACCGAUCGCUCGUCGCAGUCCAGGUCCGCGCCACCCCCUAGUCCGUGGGCCGGUCUCCCGAGGGACCUGCUCGCUGAAAUCUCCACCCACCUGUGCGACGCCGUCGACUUCGUCCGCUUCCACGCCGUCUGCAGACCAUGGCGAGAAGCGGCGCCGCCGUUGCUAUCCCCAGCAUCGGCCUAUCCCAGGCUGCGGCCGUGGCUGCUCACCAUGUGCAACGACCUCUUCUUGCACCUGCCGAUCAAUUACGGAUGCAGCUUGCUGUCGAGGAGCACAUCAAGCUACCGCCAUGGCUAUGACGGUGUUGUCCUGCCAGGCGCAGGCGCGUCAUCUACCGGCAACACUAACUUGGUGGCUAGCGCGGAUGGCACGGCCGCGUGGCUCUUCAGAGCGCAUACCGAACCAACACUGGUCGACCUUCUCACCGGAACCCUCACCCGUUUGCCUAGGCUCCCUACGGACUCUAAGAUGAAUCGGUGGAUGGAGAAGCCGCGUGGCAUCGUCUACGGUAAUGGCACCGUUUUCAUGUACAACAUUGUUUUGGAAAACAUUAGCUUUUUUUAUGAACAUGGCUUUGACUACAAGUCAACUUUCAUUGCGGCCAUCCUGCGAACUGGUGAUGCGGCGUGGAAACUAGUGAAAAAGAGGUUGGAUUGGAAGACAAGCUCCCAUUUGAGUGUUGUGUAUCACGACAGGAAGAUCCUAGCGUGCGAGGGGUCCCGGUUCUGGUUGCUCCUAGAUCUGGACUUGGGAAGCAACGGCGACGUGGGUGAUGGCUGGAUCAAUCGGAGGCCGGAUUGGGACUGGAGAGUAGAGACCAAGUACAAUCAAGAAAAUUAUGUCUUCAUCUCAAAAAAAAAAAAAAAUUAUGUCUUCGAGCUAGACGGAAAGCUUAUGCGGGCGACCGUUCUUGUGGAGAAGAAGUACUGGCGUGGUGGUUGCUCUGGGGACGACCCAACUUGUGCAUUGUCAGUGGUGGUGCAUGCUAUGGAAGGGGUGGAUGGCGACGGCAAGAUGCGCUGGGUUGUGAGGGACGGACAAAGCUUGGUCGACCGUGUCUUGUUCCUUGGGUCACCUGCAAGUUUCGCUGCGGACGCCGCGCAUCUUGGCGUGGACGGCGGGUGUGCCUACUUCGUCUUUAGGAACCGCGUAUUCAAGCACAAUCUCAUCGACGGUGAGUCCCAACUCAUGGAGCGGCUGCGUCCCUGGUGGAGCUGCCACAUGGCGCUUUGGCUCCAGCCCCGUCCUGCCAUUGCUCCAGUCCAUAAAGUUCUGCUCGAGGCUACAAUAGAGACGUCGGAAGAAUUACCAACUUAG